ACGUCUAGGAUCGUAAAUGUUGACGGAUGGCCAAACUCGGCGAGUGGUAAAACUACCUCGUCUUGUUUACGGGAUUGAAUACAGUACAAGAUGAAGCUGUCAAUGUAAUAUUUAGUGCAUCUACUUCUGCAUAACUGUGUAUUGAAGUCAACUGACUAUGGAUAGUCCUGUGUGUGCUAGUGUUCGUUCAUCGGAAGACGACAGGUCCUCACACAUCUUCACCGACCUCAGGUCACAUGAUGACCUCUUGCUUCCAGUCCAAGGGUCAAAGAGGUUAAAGUACACAUGUAUUACUUGCUGUCGUCAGUACAUAGCACUGGGAUCGUCACACGGCGGUCUCUAUAUCUUCCAGAGGGAUACACUCAAAUACUUGAUGCAGAUUGGUAAUAAGGAAGGACUCACAAAAGCUCUUUUCUCUCCAAAUGAAAAAGUGAUCGGCUUGGCAACGAGUGGAGGAGCUGUCAUCGCGUGGCAGCUGAACAUUUCCUCGCGGCAGAAGGCAGAGAGACUGGUAGCUACACAGACCCAUCGUAAUCACACAAUCACCAGUCUCUGCUGGGAUGGGGCGGGGCUAAGACUCUUCUCCGGAGAUGAUAGAGGGCGCAUCACUGUCACAAAUACAGAUAGCAGUAAGCCAUCAGGCCUCUUCAAGUUCCAGUCAGAGUUGGUUGUCGAUGUCGACUCAAGUGUCGUUCAGAUGGACUUUGCCGAAGAGAGACUUCUGAUCUCUACUCUGACGAGGUGCUACUUAUGCGACCCUAAAAAGCGACUCUCUUUCCAGAUUGGUUCAAAACUAAGAGAUGGUGCUUAUGGAGCUUGUUUUUUGAGUAAGAUUGGAAGUGAGAAGCCCUCUAUCUUUUGUGCAAGGCCAGGAAGCAGACUGUGGGAGGCCAACACACUUUGUCAAGUGCUCAACACACAUCAGUUCAAACAGCUUCUAGCCACUCCCCCGCUUCCUGUCAUGGGCAAAGGACGAGAAGUGAAAUUUUCAUCUGAUGACGACAAACAUCCUCCCCAGUCCCUUGCUUUCCCUAUACUCCGUCCUCUCGGCAAUCAAUUCUUGGUGACGUGGAAUGAGCGAGGAGUCUUUGUCUUUGAUCCUGUCAAAGUAAACGUCCUGUUUUGGACAAAUGAUAUUUCAGGUUUAUUAGAUAUGAGCGUAAGCAAGAGCUCCCUCUACUGUUUACACAACGACGGCCGCAUCCGCAAGUACACACUCCAAACCAUCGCCCGUUGUGCUGCCUCUCUCUACCAACAAAGCCUGUUGGUCCAGUGCUCUCGACUAGUCUUGCGAUUCCAGACACAGUUCCAGCACUCCCGUGCCAGGCACCACAUGCCACCGCGAGUCCUGCAUGAGUUGGCCAUGCGUGUGGCUGCGGAGGAAUCCAUCUUGGGCAGUGAAGUCGAGGAGCUUGCUGUUUCUGUGGAGAAGAGGAUGGUGGAUGUGUCGUCGAGGAUGAGCAGUCGGAGGAGUAGUUUCGACUCUUACGACGGAAUGAAAUUGCAGUCUGGGAUCUACGUUGUCAGGAAGCGACUUGACAGCGAAUGCUCUGAUGAACUUCCUCUGGGGUACGAUGCCCACAUGGAGAGACUUCAAGCAAGCCUAGAAUGGACCAGCCAGGAUACGAUCCAAGAGACAAGUCUUACCAUGGUAGGACAACCAUCAAAGGAUGCAACUCAGAACGAUACUAUCAACUCAGGAAUCAGAGACAAUGGGAGGGCACAUACUGUGGUCAAAGACAAGAGCCUCGAGGAAGAAACCAGCAGCGGCGAUGCUGUUACGGGAGACAUUGCUCUGGGUGAACAGAGUGGAUCUUUGCAGGACGCAGUGGAUACCCAAGUCAUUAGAGAGAACGGACUUCGUUUGGCCCAAGUGGAUGUUGCAGGUGAUGGCUGUGUUGCGGAGGAGGAAAAUAGCAAUGUUGUUGAUUGUUGUGAGGUCAUAGAACACCAAGAGAAACGGGAUGUUGAGUCUGCUGUUAAAGAAGCGGAGGAUAUAAGCAGCAACAAGGUGGACACACCGGAAAGAAUUACUGAUGCAACAGACCCUGGAAUGGAAACUCUGAGUCCUUUAAGUAGUCAUUUAGACUCAUGUGAGCCUUCAUUGGAUAUUAGGCAACAUUCCUCUGAGGAGCAUGAUACUUGGACUCAUUCUAAUGAGAGUAACAUAUGUUCUGAUGAAAUAGAAGCUCCUCGGGAGAAGGGUCUCUGGAAACAAGACGCAGAGAAGGUAGGAUCUGCGACAGAUGGCCAGAUCCAGGUCCAAGGCAAUUCCAUGGACAUGGAUUCGUCCAGUACUGCAAAUCAAACCAUUCUCACAGAAAGAGAGGAACCUGAGGAAGUUUCAAUUGGAGUGCAAGGUGAGGAAGAAAGUGGCCAGGUGAUGAUGGAUGAUCUGACCGAGAGCGAUAGGUUGCAUCAGGGUCAGAUGCUGCAAGAGAAGGGUAAAGCUUUAGACAUGACUAAGGAUGAAGAGGUCCUCGUAGGUGAUUGUUCUCAAGAGGAGCAUGGUAAAACCAGUGGCCCAGGAGCAGAUUCUGAAGAAGCCGUGAAAGAAAUGGAAGCAAGGACGCCAGAUGCAAUUGCAGUUGGAGGAAUUUCGUUUGAACAACUUGCGCUCAGAAGCAGUGGGGUGGACAAGCCUGUGGGUAUCACUGAAAGCAACCAAAUGGAAUCUUUAUCAAGUAUCUCAGAGGAUAAUCACAACCCGAAGUUAGAAGGUCCUGAAGUACAGAAAGACUCAAAGACUGCCUUAGAUGAUAUUCAUUUGCUUGAACUAAGAGACAAGGGUGUCUGUAUAGAGGAGACUGCAAAGAAAGCAGAGGACAUUGGAAACCAAAGAUAUACAACAGGUGCUGAAGCAGGAGAAACCAAAGAAUCGUUUAGUGUAGACACAACUGUAUUACUUGACGUGUGCCUUUUGAGUAAAGAAACUGAAGUUAAUGAUGAAACUGAGGAAUCCCAAUUCCAGGAGGUUGCAUGUAUGAACCAUACAACAGGAGAGGAAUUGUACCAUUCCAGACUGGAUGAGAAUGUGAGUAAGGUCAACCAAGAAAGCAUUUCAGUUGAUGUGUCUGGGUUUGGGCUGGAUGUGUCUGGAUUCGGGCUUAGCCCAUCGGAUGACUGCUUUCCCUCUUCCACAUGUGAGGUAGAAGAGACCGUUCCUCAAAACCAAAGCUGUCAUGUCCUAGUGCCUUCCAUUGGAAAUGAGAAUGCACCUCAUCAGAGAGAAGACAUUGCUUGUCUUGGUGAAGAAUCCGAUCAAUCUGUGUCUCUUAAUGACGAUCUUGUUCGGGAUAACCUCGCUUUGGUCGACGUCACUGAGGUGAAAGCAGUUGACCAAUCGGAAGAAUCUUGCAGGAGUCCUCUCGAGUCGAGGCAUUCCCCAAACCACCUGUCAACAGACGACAGCAUCCUUUCAACGUCCCAUACGUCUAAAGACUCCAGCGUUGGCAGCUCGUUUAGCUUAUCAAGCGCCACAGAUUCAACCAUGUCACCGCUUUCAAUUCAGAUUCCCAAUGCUUCAAGGAAAUCCAGUUCAGCCGAAAACCUGGAGAUUGUCAUUGAGGAUGACCUUGAGAUGGAGGAAGGAGAUGCCCAGUUUCCAGAUGCUGAAACCGAAUUGAUCCAGUCUGUAACAAGGAGCCAGUACACCCAGCAAGAGAGAAAGGGGAAAAUCAACCAACUUGCUGAUGAAUCGUCAGGAAGGCAAACCCCAUCGGAAUCUCCAAAACGGAAAAAGACGAAGAGUAGAGUGAUAGACAUCACCGCAACUGUAUCAAGGAAGCCAUCACCUCUACAUUCCCCAGCCCCUGGCUCUGUCCUUUACCGACCGACAAGUCUACCAGACCUCUCCCCCCAUUCCUCAUCCCAGCCUCGCUCCCUCAAAUCGACCCCUUCACCCACCAUCCCUUCCCCAGCCAUGUCGCCUAAGAAGGAAGCUCAGAGACCCUCGCCGGUAAGCUCCACCCUGCCGUCUUCCAACGUGAUCAUAGCCGCAACGUCGGGGUUACCUCAUUCGAGUGGAUUGAUGGAAACGCAGCAGAUUAUCUUGAACUCUACCGCUCAGAUUAAUCUCAAAUCCGUCAAAGACAGCCUCGCAUCAAAAUUAACGAAGACCAAGACCUUCCUCCAGUCCAUCGGCGACAGCAACCCCCUCUCACCCAAAGAAGAGGAGCGUUCUACACCCCCACUCCAGCCACGCCCUUCCCCCUCCCCGAGCCCCGUCUCGGCAAGCCCCACACGCAGGAAAGGGUCCUCCUCGGCCAUACAGCACAAGGAGAUUGCCUAUCAGCAGUCUACUGAGAGGUCCCAGCCUCCACCGGGAACUUCACCUUCAGUUGGAGCUCGUUCAUCUGAUAAUGGGUGGUUUUCACAAGAGAGUGAAGAGAUCGAAAUUGAUUCCAGGCUCGAUGAUGUGAUUGAAGCUACAAAGACUGCUCUCAAGCAAAUCUCUGAAGACCCUAAGACCCGUUACGCCCCCAGCACCAUGAGAGGUGUUCUACAGACUUGGGUUGAUAAGCUGGAAGAGACAUCUGACUGUGAAGGCAUCAACCCAUCACAUCUACCAGUGACUAUCAGGGAGGAUGUCAGUCGCCUAGCAAUGCUCAGCUUUACUCUUGAUAUCUAUGCAAAUGAAGAAGGGCGUGGUGAUGAGAGAGAAGCAGAGGAGGCUCCUCAAUCAGAAAUGGAGAAAGAGUUGGAUGAAUGCAGAUCUGUAUUCAUCAAGAAGCAUUUCAGAUUACUGGACAGACGGAGGAUUAUGGAGGUACUGCAAUACAAGCAGAGCUGCUAUCAUGAAGCGUUUAAAACUCUUCUACAGUGUGAAAGGGCUGCAACGACAAACAGCUAUCCUGAUGAUCAAGACAGCAUAGAUUUACAGGAAACCAUUGACCAGUUAUUGAGUGCCGACCUCAUCUCCAGAAAUCUGCCGCAGUAUCUCGGCCUUCUGCAAAGGCUUUGCGGCUUAGAUUCCCAGAAAGCUUUGGAUAUGAUGAUAUCGGACUUUCCAUCCAUCAGCCCGUGGCAUGUUUAUCAGAUACUACAUGACCAGCCCAAGGAUCUCAUCCUGCAUUAUGUAGAAGCGUUCCCAAGGACUCACCCACAUAGCAACAGGACAAAAUUCAUAGAUCAAGUGAUGGCAUUAAAACCACUGGUUUUAAGUCUAGCAGAAGCUGCAGUGACCUUUGACACGCCAAGUCCCAGUGACCUAUUUUGUGAUUGCGGCAUACUUCCAAAGCUUGGGAGUCACCUGAUAACAUGGUCACAUGACCUGACCCUUGACCUAAUCCUGACCUCCGGUAGUGCUCCUGUAGACGAUCUGUUACCUCUGUUUUUAAGGGCCGGCUACUGGAGAGGGGCAGUCGUCCUGUUACGCAGGGAGAAAGAUCGCAAGAUGGACGCUCUGAAAAUCUGCAUUCAACUUGGAGAUGUUGCAUUAAUUGAGAAAGACUUGAUACCUGCUUCUGCGGAAGAAUGGAAAACCGUUUUGGGAUGGAUGAAAAAAUGUCAGCCAUCUUGCAAGGGGAAGAAACGUUUGUCUCAGAGAAAUUGCUUGAAUUGUGGAGCCAUUCUGUCACCUUACGCUAUAAAGAGUGUAUCCAAAUCGACUUCCCAUGUUGACGGUGAAACGGGUGUGAAAGAGGCAGAGGUAACGGACGAUAGUACCAAGCCGGAAUGUGACUGGUCAAUCACGGAGGCAUCACAGCCAAAGACCCAAUCAGAAGGCUUGACAGAAAAAUGCAAGCAGAGAUUAGAGGAGUGUGAGAUCAGUACUAUCCAAAGGGACAGUAACUCGGAGGGAUUGUAUGGCCAAUCAGAAGAAGGCAUUGAAAAUUGCAGUACUCUUCAAGAAAAUGUACAAGAAGAUCUGGGUUCAACUCACUCCCAAGCGAAAGCGAGUGUUCCUGAUUGGUCACCUACGGUCACAUGGCAGAGGAUAGCCUUCCUAUUGGUCGGUCACCUUGGUGCUUUGGAAGGGGUCAAGCUUUUGAGAGAGGUUCAGGUUCCUGAUGGAUUUCUAACCAGGGAGUUUAAUCAGAUGUGCAUCUAUGCUUGCAUAUGGGAGAGAAAGCAAAGCUUGCUAAGCCAUGCGAUGAUAGAAGGAACAGAUACUUAUCUCUGGUCUAAAAGACACCCCCUUCUGGGACCGUUCCUACAACACAUCGUGAUGGAGGAGCACCAGGAUAGCAUGGAGGGGUGCAAAGAUAUCGGUAGUCAGGAGGAGAGGGUCCUUCAGGUAAAGAAGCUUCUAGGCCAAGGAAAUCACUUCAUUGAAGAUCCUAGAACUCACUGGGGUCAGUUUACAAACCUAAGCAGGAUAUGCUCCUUGUGUCAGCAGCCUCUUUCACAGAACCUCUUCCGGGAAGCUGCUGGCUGUUUGAUCUUCCCUUGUGGCCAUGCAUUCCAUAUACCUUGCAUUCCGGAAAAGGCGUGUACCUUUUGUUACUAUGGCAACCAAGAGAAGCACACCUGAGCAUGCAUCUGUCUAUCAACCAUCUACCAAUAAGGCAUGUAGAUGACCCGGGUCAUUUUUUCUUUAAGUUGUCACAAUUAAUGAGAAUAAUUUCUUUGCAGUUGCUUAGCCCAUGCACAUUGAAAGUUGUGCUCAAAAGUUAGUGAACCCCACCACAAAAUGCACUCCUCCACGCUGAAUGUUGAAUGCAGUCAACAACACUACAAUUUUCAGCGGCGAGCCCAGAGAAACAGACUUAAAGCCCCUUUCACGAUUGAUGGUGCUACUGCUUACAACCACUGCGAUUCUGUGCAACAUAUAUUGUGACCAAUCAUCACAAACGAUCACCGAGCAAUUGUGAAAGCCCCUUUAUUGAAUGUUAUACAUGUACAUGUACUUUAUCCCCUUACUUCACAUUCCAGAACUUGAACAAUUUCGAAAUGUUCAUGUUGUGGUGGGAUUCACUAACCUUUUAGCAUCACUUUUUUGAUAUACCUACAUGGGGAAUAAUCUUGGAUUUAACAAAAAUGGGUCCCCAAUUUUUUUAUGGAAAAGGGUCCUUCAAAAGGAAGGAUGUGCCCCCCUCCCCUUCCACUCCUGCCCAUACCCAUGGAGACAUCGGAACAAAGAGACAACUGGAAACACCACGGCUGAAAAUGGAUUGCCCUAAAUAAAGUCUUUGUCUCAGAAUUUUAAAAUGAACCAUGUAAUAUAGUCUCGCGGCUGGCAGUAGGCGAUCGAGCUGACGCCCUUCUGCCAGCCAUGCAUUGAUUUAUUAUUUUACCUUGAGUGACGGUACUCAACGGAAGAAGAAGUGUCAUAUGGGCUAUUCCACGGUUACUCACGUUACAUUUGGAGACACCUUGACUCAUACUUGGAGCUGUUACUCCAUUAUUAUUGAUAGGAACUAAACAUCUCCUUAUCACAACAAAGUACACAGUCUGACUAUCCUUUGUAUAAAAACAAAACUUGGGAAAUUUUAUUAUGCUCCUGGCAAAUCUUUGGAAUGUGUCGGUUACUCACGUUACAUGAUUUGGACAUGCAUAAAAUGAAAAGUCGACAUAAGUGAAAAGUCUCCUCAUACAAGGCUUUUAUGAAAGUUGAUUAUAUCUAUUUCAAAGAAGUAUAUUAGGGAGACAAACUUUGUACAUAAUUAAAAAAAUAAAGAACACAUGGUUUUUACUUGGGGUGCAGAUAAUAUGGUUACUCACGUUACGGUUACUCACGUUACAUUUUGUCCAUGUAUGGUUAACAACACAAAUGUCAUUAAAAAUUCAAUAAUGUGUGUAAAAUUCAUUGCUAGGAACAUCAAAAAGAGAUUUUAUACAAAAAAAUUGAAAUAUUGGAGCUUUAUUAGGGAGUAAGAGGGAAAAGUAUGAUUUUGCUUACUAAUUAUGCAUAAAUUAGCAUAAUUGCUUAAUACCAAUUUGCAUGAAAUAAAUUACUGUAUAGUAUUGUAGAUUAUGUCCAAGACAACCUGCGUGCAAAUUUUCGGCGUGAUCGUGCGGCCAAUGGCCGAGAUCUCAAGGGGGGCCUGGGAGGCCCCACCUACCCCCCCCCCCCCCCGGGCCAUAUUAACUCCCAAAAUACCCCAGCCUAGAUAGGGUUACAGGUAAGGACAUUCAAUGUGUUGUUCGAACACUCUUUAAAAUUUGGUUAAUCGAAACCAAGUCUUACUAAUGCACUCUCGCAUUGUGAAUACUUCUACUAAUAUUCAAUUUUUUGUGUGAUUGUAUGACCACUGAUAUUUUGAUGAACAAAGAGUCACAUCAAAGAGGUGUACCCUCAUUUUGCUUUUAAUUAAUCAAAAAUAACUUCACAACUCACCAUGAGACUUGAAACUUGACAUCCCACUGAAAAUAUUACCUCACUGCAUGAUUUUUACUGGUUACUCACAUUACAUGAUGGUUACUCACGUUACAAGGUUACUCACAUUACAGUUUUUCUUCAUCAUUUUUAUAAAAAAAUUGUACUUUUUAAUGAUUUUGAGAGUCAUCACUGUGUCAAAGAUUGUUUGAAGGAAGAGAAUUUAAAAUCCCACCAAUUAACUGUGAAGAAUUUUUCUCUCAGAAAACAAAGUCAGUUUUUUCGGUUACUCAGGUUACAUCACCUUAGCAGGUUGCAAUAUUCAUUUUUGAAUGACUACUACAAAUUUACUUGAAAAGCUGUUGUGUAUUUUAGGUAAUUUGACUCUUCUAAACUUCAGAAAUAUAUAAAGUGGUAUGUUGUUGCAAUAACAAAAUGGUAAUAAGGCAUAUUUCAUUUUUCACUAUUUUUCUUGUAUUUUGGUACAGAAUGGAAGACACAACUUUUGACCAUUUUUUUCCAAAGUAUACAUAUGAAAAUAAACUUUUUAUUUCUUGUUCCUG
Lytechinus pictus (painted urchin) is the source of this 8823-nucleotide messenger RNA. RefSeq lists its product as uncharacterized. Gene Ontology annotation, molecular function: protein binding. The transcript has 26 exons. Gene Ontology annotation, biological process: developmental pigmentation. Bases 158 to 6475 code for a protein of 2105 amino acids. Lineage: Eukaryota; Metazoa; Echinodermata; Echinoidea; Temnopleuroida; Toxopneustidae. The record is from RefSeq and is a predicted model, not a curated record. Gene Ontology annotation, cellular component: cytoplasm.